AUGUUUGGUUCUUUGGAUUUGUUGCCUACGGGCUUCAAUCUAACAUUAGAUGAAGAAGAUGAACUCGUUAAAAGUGUUGUCAACUUUUUGGGACAUCGUAGACGAGAUAAAUUUGCUUUUCCAUUACUCAUAACACUGUAUUCAUUUAUAUUUGCUACUGGAUUAACUGGAAAUCUUUGUACUUGUUUUAUAAUCUGGAAAAGUCGUGACAUGCAUACUCCAACAAAUUUUUAUUUGUUUUCACUUGCUGUUUCUGAUCUUUUAUUGAUUAGUCUUGGUCUUUCGGUAGAAAUGUAUAAUAUCUACGAAUCAUGGCCAUGGAUUUUUGGCGAAGCAUUUUGUGUAUUUCGCACUGUCGUACUUGAAAUCGUCACAUCAGCAUCGAUACUAACUGUCCUAUGUUUUACAGUUGAACGUUAUUUAGCGAUUUGUUUUCCAAUAAUUUCUCAAAAAGUACUCGGCGGUUUAAGUCGGGCAUUAAAAAUGAUUAUGAUUGUUUGGUUUCUAUCAUUUCUACUUGCUGUUCCUUAUACAUUUACUGCUGGUGUUUUUGUUAGUGUAACAAAUGAAAUUCAUAAUCAAACCGUUCAAAUUCUUGACAGUCGUAUCUGUGCUAUACGCCCAGAUUAUUGGGAACCUAUGUUAUAUUAUAUGGCAGUGACAACAUUUCUUGUUUUUGUUAUUCCGAUAUUUGCUAUAACUGUGCUUUAUAUAUUAAUGGGUAUAACGUUAUACAAAGCAAGUCGUCGUCCAACAAGUGAUAAUCGUUUUAAAACAAGUGGGACAAAACCGGAACAAAUAUUAUUACAUCAAAAUGGUGAACAUCAUGUGUGGUCAAGACAAAGCACUGUAAGAACGAUUAGAUCUAGACCGACAAGAAAUCCUCGAAGAGCAGUACUCAAAAUGCUUGUGGCUGUUGUUAUUGCAUUCUUUAUCUGCUGGGCACCAUUUCAUACGCAACGUAUAACUGCGUUUGUUACACGUUUACUGGAUAAAGCAAAUAAAAGUACAAUAUCAGAUGCAGCAACUAAAUUUCAAGAAAUUCUUUUCUUCACCUCAGGGAUUUUCUAUUACUUAUCGGCUACGGUUAAUCCUGUUCUAUAUAACAUUAUGUCAAAACGCUAUCGAAAUGGCUUUAAACGAACACUUUGUCGUUGGACGGUUUCUACUCCGUCAACAUCCUAUAGAAAUGCUCGCUCCAAUGUUUAUAAUAAUAAAAAUAAUAGUAGUCCACUAUCUCCAACAUUAGCUUGUACUACAAAUAACAUUCGUCAUCAACGAUUGACAUAUCCGACCAAUGGUACAAAGUCAGGACAAAUAAAUAAAUCAUUUUUUCGUAGUCGAGAUAAUGUUUUCAUGUUUUCUAUGGCGAAAUAUAAAUUCGUUAUCGGUUCACGUACAAAUGAUGGUCAUACAAGUGUUCCUAGCUAUCCUCAUCGUCGAACCUCAUUACAUUAUCGUUUUUCUCUUAUUGAACAACAAGAACGCGAGCAACAACAACAACAACAACAACAACAACAACAAUUACAAAUACAAUUACAACAAAGAAAAGUAUCUACAAAUGUUAAACAACAACAAAAAAGACAACCGGUUAAAUUUAUAUUUACGUCUGCUUUAUCGCCAACAACACCACCGAAUUUAUCAGUUAGUGAAUCAAAAACGUUGACACCAACGCCUAACGGAAUUCAUAGCAAGCAGUAG
Rotaria socialis is the source of this 1701-nucleotide messenger RNA. Lineage: Eukaryota; Metazoa; Rotifera; Eurotatoria; Philodinida; Philodinidae. The record is from the annotation of a GenBank genome assembly.